UUAGUUCGAAAUACGCAAUCGGCAAGGACAGUGCAGACAUUUGAGAAUGAAUUUUACGCUGACUUUAUUUUGCAUAUCUUUAAUAAUUUAUUUUACUGCUGCAGAUGAUUUGGAGUGCUACACCUGCUUUUACAAUGAGGGUCAUCCAAAUUCCGAAUUUAGUUGCCUAGACGAUCCGGCACCUGAAACACUGAAAAAUUGUACUCAACCUGUGAUACCAGGUCUAACCUAUGUAACAAUACCGCAAGUGAUUGUAACAUUGAGCGAGAGGAAAUUUUGUCACACAUACAGUGCUACAUUGAAUGGAAAGUUGAUUGUAAUACGUGGCUGUAGCUUAGAGCUAGAAAAAACAGAUAAAGCCCAAAUUAAUUGCGCAUAUGAUGGGAUUAUAUUAUUUGAUGAUGAAAUCGCAAAAAACGCAUUUGCAUGCUUCUGUUCGGCGAAUAACUGUAAUGGACCAAGCGGAGAACAGUUUAUUACCACGGAAAGAUUUCCACUUCCACAUAAUGCAGCAUCGGUUUAUCGGUUAAGGUCAAAUGUAUUACUCACAGUCAUAAUUUACAAAUUUGUGUCAUACAUCAGUUCUGGGAACCGAAGUGUAUAAACACUG
Messenger RNA from Bradysia coprophila, 610 nucleotides. RefSeq lists its product as uncharacterized. NCBI's taxonomy places the organism in Eukaryota, Metazoa, Arthropoda, Insecta, Diptera, Sciaridae. The record is from RefSeq and is a predicted model, not a curated record.